Siniperca chuatsi (mandarin fish) is the source of this 11163-nucleotide messenger RNA. It is a transcript of the gene col12a1a, whose product is annotated as collagen, type XII, alpha 1a. The coding region runs from base 223 to 9435 and encodes 3070 amino acids. The record is from RefSeq and is a predicted model, not a curated record. Gene Ontology annotation, molecular function: protein binding. The transcript has 66 exons. NCBI's taxonomy places the organism in Eukaryota, Metazoa, Chordata, Actinopteri, Centrarchiformes, Sinipercidae.
AGAUUCUUCCCACUUGGAAAAAGGCUUUUCCUUCUUGGACAUCUGCUAGUGGAGCUUCCAGUAGCCAGAGGGAGGAGAGAGGGGUCCAGCCGCAGCUCCUGAAAUUUUCCUCUUACUUUUCAGAGGGGGAGGCUUCAAGCAGGCUGCUCUGACAUUCGGUCGGUUCAUUUUUGGGGGGUUGAAUAGACUUGUUGAUGUGCUGCUGACCCUUAAGGGCCAAACAUGAAGAUAGGGCUGUCUCUGGCCACUGCUGCCUUCGUUGCAGCCGUGUUAUCCUCCAUAGAUGCUCAAGUGGAACCCCCCUCAGACUUGAAAUUUAAAAUUCUAAAUGAAAACACAGUGGACAUGUCAUGGACAAGACCCUUGUCAAGGAUAGAGGGCUUCAGAAUACAAGUUGUAUCAGAUGCAGAUGAACCAGUCAGAGACUUUACCCUCGAUGCAUAUGCCACUACGACCUCAAUCAGUGACCUAACCCCUGACUUGGACUACUCAGUGUCCAUAAACUCCUUUUAUGGGUCAGAGGAGAGCAUUCCCAUCUUUGGACAACUGACCAUCCAGUCCAGUAACACCAGUGUACGAGUCAGGAGGCCACAGUCAGAUGCAAUCAAGUGUUCGGUCAGUGCAAUAGCAGAUUUGGUUUUUCUGGUGGACGGUUCAUGGAGUGUUGGCAGAGAAAACUUUAAGCACAUCCGUAGUUUCAUCGGCGCCAUGGCAGGGGCCUUCGACAUUGGUGAGGACAAGACCCGGGUUGCUGUGGUUCAGUACAGUACGGACACCCGCACAGAGUUCCCCCUCACCCGCUACAACAGAAGAGGAGACCUGCUCCAAGCCAUCAACUCCCUGCCAUACAAGGGGGGAAAUACUAUGACAGGUGAUGCCAUAGAUUACCUGCUACAAAACAUCUUUACGGAGGCAGCUGGAUCCAGGAAAGCUUUUCCCAAGGUAGCCAUGAUCAUCACUGAUGGAAAAUCCCAGGACCCAGUGGAGGAGUAUGCUAAAAGGCUUAGGAACAUUGGAGUGGAAAUAUUUGUCCUAGGUAUCAAAGGAGCAGAUGAGGAUGAGUUAAGGGAAAUUGCUUCCACACCUCACAACAAACACGUGUACAAUGUUCCCAACUUUGACAUGAUCCAAGAGAUACAGAAAAAGAUCAUCACAGAGGUUUGCUCCGGUGUUGAUGAGCAGCUCAGCUUUCUGGUCAGCGGCGAAGAAAUGGUAGAGCCAGCUUCUAACCUGCAGGUCACAGAAAUUGCAUCUAAGUCAAUGAGGGUGACAUGGGAUUCUUCCCUGGGUGACAUCACGGGCUACAAGGUCACCCUCGUCCCCAUGCUACCUGGAAUGAAACGCCAAGAGCUGUACAUGGGGCCCACCCAGACAUCCAUCAAUGUCCGUGACCUUUCCCCUGAGACUGAGUAUGAGAUCAGCCUGUAUGCCCUUAAAGGUCUGACUCCCAGUGAACCCAUCAUGGCAAUGGAGAAGACCCAGCCUGUCAAGGUGUCGACAGAGUGCUCUCUUGGAGUGGAUGUGCAGGCUGAUGUGGUCCUACUGGUUGAUGGCUCAUACAGUAUUGGAUUACAAAACUUUGCCAAAGUCCGUGCCUUCUUGGAGGUUCUGGUCAAUUCCUUUGACAUUGGACCCCACAAGGUGCAGAUUAGCUUGGUCCAGUACAGUCGCGAUCCACAUACUGAGUUCGCCCUCAACACUCACCAUGACAUUAGUGCUGUUGUCAAGGCUGUGCGCACAUUCCCCUACCGUGGAGGCUCUACUAACACUGGCAAGGCCAUGACUUAUGUCAGGGAGAAAAUCUUUAUCCCUGCCCGUGGAGCGAGACAGAAUGUGCCCCGUGUCAUGGUCCUGAUCACAGACGGAAAGUCAUCAGACUCGUUUAAGGAUGCUGCAACCAACCUGAGGAAUAUUGAUGUGGAGAUCUUUGCCGUUGGUGUGAAGGAUGCAGUGAGAUCAGAGCUGGAGGCCAUUGCUAAUCCCCCAUCAGACACUCAUGUCUAUGAGGUGGAGGACUUUGAUGCCUUCCAGAGGAUCUCCAAGGAGCUGACUCAGUCCAUCUGUCUGAGGAUUGAACAGGAGCUGCUCAACAUCAAAAAGAGGAGUCUGCUUCCACCGAGUAACUUGGAGUUCUCAGAGAUUACCUCCAGAAGCUUCCGUACCACCUGGACAGCUCCUGCUGCCAACGUCAUGUCUUACCUGGUGCGUUUCCGCAAGGCUGACGACGUCACUGGAGACUACGUUUCCCUGGCAGUGCCUAGUGAUACCACCACAGCUGUUCUGCCCCACCUAUUCCCCUUCACCGCCUACGAGGUCAACGUCUUUGCUCAGUAUGACAAAGGAGACAGUUUCCCAUUGACUGGUGAAGAGACCACUCUAGAAGAGCAAGGAACUGUACGAAACCUACGAGUUACAGAGGAGACAACGAACACUUUCAGGGUGUCAUGGAGAGCUGCUCCAGGCUCGGUGAUCAGGUAUCGCCUGUCCUAUGUCCCACUGAGUGGUGCUGGGGAAAUACUUGAGGCCCAAACCAUUGGAGCGGAGACGACCAUAGUUCUCCAGGAGCUUUUCCCCAUUACCACCUACCGUGUGUCUGUAUCUGCUGAGUACUCUACAGGCAUAGGGAACGAGAUGCAAGUAGAUGGCACCACCAAGGAAGUCCGUGGCUCUCCUCGUGACCUUCGCGUCUUUGAUGAGACCACAGCUACAAUGAAACUGGCAUGGCAGGCUGCUCCAGGAAAUGUCCUUCAGUACCGCAUUGCCUUCAAACCUGCUGAGGGUGGUGAGAGGAAGGAGAUAUCCGUCAAAGGAAAUACUACCCAGGCUGUGCUGAAGAACCUCCAACCAUCCACUGAAUAUGAGCUGUUUGUUAGUGCUCGCUACUCCUCCGGUUUGGGUGAUCCUCUUCUGGGCACAGGAACCACCUUAGAAGAGCUCGGUUCACCCAGAGACUUGGUGACCAGAGACGUCACUGACACCAGUUUUGCUGUGUCUUGGACCGCGGCCCCGGGUAACGUUCGUCAGUACCGGAUCAGGUGGAAGUCUCUGUUCACUGAAGAGGCUGGGGAAAAGACAAUACCAGGAGAAACCACUGCCACAGUUCUGGAGGGUCUCACCCCAGAGACACGUUAUCAGGUGUCUGUGUUUGCUGGCUAUGGCCAUGGAGAGGGCCAGCCAUUGGAUGGAGAGGAAACCACGGAUGUCUCGGCCGCUGGCAGAGCGAUUGUUGUCUCUGAGGAGACGGAGAAGUCCAUGAAGGUAACAUGGCAACCGGCACCUGGAAAUGUACUCAACUACCGCGUUACGUACAAACCCAAGUCGGGAGGGCGACAACUAGCAGCCAAGGUGCCCGGUGGCACCACCUCCACUGUGUUGAGGCGCCUUACUCCCCUCACCACCUACGACAUCACUGUUCUGCCAGUGUAUCGCUUCGGAGAAGGCAAAGCAAGGCAAGGAGAAGGAACAACACUGUCACCUUUCAAAGGUCCCAGGAACCUCCAGACAUCGGAACCUUCCAAGACCAGUUUCCGUGUAACCUGGGACCAUGCUCCUGGUGAUGUUAAGGGCUACAAAGUCACUUUCCACCCUGUUGGGGAGGACAUUGACCUGGGUGAACUUCUGGUUGGUCCCUAUGACAACACUGUGGUGCUAGAGGAGCUGAGAGCUGGUACCAAAUACACAGUGAAUGUGUUUGGUAUGUUUGAUGGAGGAGAGAGUAUGCCAUUGGCUGGAGAGGAGAAAACCACUCUCUCUGAUGCACCUGAGCCUCCACCUUUUGAGGCACCCGAUGUGAUGUGUAAGACCAAGGCACAGGCUGAUAUUGUGCUGCUGGUGGAUGGCUCCUGGAGUAUCGGACGUCUCAACUUCAAGACCAUUCGUGCCUUCAUCGCCCGUAUGGUGGGAGUCUUUGACAUUGGCCCUGAAAGGGUCCAGAUCGGUCUUGCUCAGUACAGUGGAGACCCAAAGACUGAAUGGCACUUGGAUGCUCAUCGAACCCGGGACUCUCUCCUGGAAGCUGUGGCUAACCUGCCCUACAAAGGAGGAAACACCCUGACUGGUCUGGCUUUGAACUACCUCCUCCAGAACAAUUUCAAAGAGAAUGUUGGGAUGCGACCCAACUCUAGAAAGAUCGGUGUGUUGAUCACUGACGGCAAAUCCCAGGACGAUGUCAUUGUCAACUCUCAGAACUUGCGUGAUCAGGGCAUUGAGCUCUAUGCCAUUGGUGUGAAGAAUGCUGAUGAGAAUGAGUUGAGGUCCAUUGCCACUGACCCGGAUAGUAUUCACAUGUACAACGUGGCUGACUUCUCCUUCCUGUUGGACAUCGUUGACAACCUUACAGACAACCUCUGUAACAGUGUCAAGGGACCAGGAGAUGCACCUGGUGCUCCCACUGACCUGGUGACAUCAGAGGUGACUCACCGCUCCUUCCGAGCCACCUGGACUGGCCCUGAUGGCCCGGUGGAAAAGUACCGUGUGGAGUACAUGAUAUUGUCAGGACGCCCACAACAGGUGUUUGUGGAUGGUACUGAGACCACGGUGGUUCUCCAGGGCCUCGACCCUCAGACAGAGUACCUGGUCAACGUCUACUCAGUAGUGGGAGAGGAGAGCAGCGAGCCUCUCAAAGGAACUGAGACCACACUGCCUCUGAGUGCCGUAAGAAGGAUGGACAUUUACGAUGAGCAGACCACCACCAUGCGGGUGAGAUGGGAGGAGGUGGAUGGUGCUACUGGCUACAUGCUGCUCUACAGCGCUAUCAAUGCCACUCAGCCCACCCUCGAGCAGGAGGUCAGAGUGGGAGGGGAUACAACUGAUGUCCAGCUGGUGAAGUUACUCCCCAACACCGCCUACACACUCUCCCUCUUUGCCCUGCACGGAGAAUCAGCAAGUGAACCACUGACCAAGCAGGGAGUCACCCUGCCCCUGCCACCUGCGGGUGAACUGAGGGUUCGUGAUGUCACCCACAGCACCAUGAGGCUUAUUUGGGAUGCUGCUCCUGGUCGUGUUCUCAAGUACCUCAUCACCUACAAGCCUGAGGAUGGAGAUGCUAAAGAACUUGAAGUGGAAGGAAGUGUGACCACCAGACAAUUGGACAACCUGAUCUCGCAGACUGAGUAUGGCCUGGCUGUUACUCCGAUCUAUGAUGAGGGAUCUGGUCAGCCGAUGUUGGGAGAGGCAAUCACUGAUGUGGUUCCUGCCCCAAAGAACCUGCAAUUCUCAGAAGUUACCCAGACCAGCUUCAGAGCCACCUGGGAUCACGGAGCCCCUGACGUGGCUCUGUACCGCAUUGGCUGGACUAAGAACGGAGAUACCAACUUCCAAUACGCCAUUCUAAACAGCGAUGAGACAACCCACGUUCUGGAGAACUUGGAGCCAGACACGCCCUAUGAUGUGUCUGUCACCGCAAUAUAUCCAGAUGAAUCAGAGAGCGAGGAUCUGCUGGGCACUGAGAGGACAUUGUCCAAGCAAGGUGGUAGCACAACACCUAAUGGACCUCCGACCAACUUGGUUGUGUUCAACGAAACCACCACCAGUAUUAACGCCAGGUGGAAUCCAGCUCCAGGCCGCGUCCAGAACUACAAGAUCACUUACGUCCCCACAUCUGGAGGCAGGAGCCAGACUACCCAGGUUGGAGGGAAGAAAACUACUGUCCUGCUUCCCAAACUGACCCCUGACACCGAAUACUCCAUCAGCGUGGUGGCGGUCUACGCCAGAGGAGUCAGCAAGGAGCUGAACGGCCUUGGAAAGACCAAGCCUUUGGGUGGUGUUAGGAACCUGCAGGUCACUGACCCCUCUACCAGCACCCUGAAUGUCCAGUGGGAGGCUGCUGAGGGCAAUGUGCGUCAGUAUAGGAUCUUCUAUGUCCCUGUAGCUGGAGGAGAGGAAGAGAUGGUCCAGGUAUCAGGCAGCACCUACAACACUGUGCUGAAGAACCUGCAGUCUGAUACUGUCUACACUGUAACUGUGGUUCCUGUCUUCUCCACUGGAGAGGGACAACGCAUGUCUGAGAAUGGCAAAACAUUGGAGCGUAGCCCAGUCAGGAACAUCCAGGUUUUCAACCCUUCCACCAACACUCUGAACGUUCGCUGGGAGGCUGCCACAGGCCCAGUCCAGCAGUACCGGGUGGUCUAUGCUCCUCUGACUGGCGCCAGGCCCUCUGAGUCGAUUGUGGUACCAGGGACCACCACCAUGGCCCUGCUGCAGCAGCUGCUCCCAGACACAGAAUACAAUGUUGGAGUGGUUGCCCUGUAUAGCGACGGCGAAGGACCUGCUAUCAGUGACACCGGAAAGACGUUGCCCCGUAGUGGCCCAAGGAACAUGCGUGUAUAUGACCCCACCCCCAGUACUCUCUCUGUGAGCUGGGAACAUGCUGAAGGUCCCGUCAUGCAAUACCGCAUCACCUAUGCCCAGACCACAGGAGACCCCAUCGAGGAAUAUACUACAGUACCAGGAAACAGAAACAAUGUGAUCCUGCAGAACCUAGACCCAGACACUCCUUAUAAUAUCAAAGUGACUGCCGUGUAUGCUGAUGGACCAGGAGGAGAGCUAGAAGGAGAUGGACGCACAGUGGGAAUGCUCGGCCCCAGGAACCUUCGUGUUUCUGAUGAGUGGUACACACGCUUCAGGGUGUCCUGGGACCCCGCCCCCGCCGCUGUUAAUGGAUACAAGCUUCUCUACAAGCCUGAGGGCUCUGAUGAGUUUUGGGAGAUGGUCGUUGGAGAUGUGACCUCCUACCAACUGCAUAACCUGAAACCUGGAACCACCUAUGACCUGGAGGUGCUGGCACAGUACAACACAGGCCUUAGUGCCGCUUUGAUUGGACAAGGCACCACAUUGUACCUGAAUGUGACAGACCUCACCACCUACAAUGUCGGCUAUGACUCCUUCUGCCUCCGAUGGGCCCCUCACAGAGCAGCCACCUCCUACAGACUCAAAGUCAAUCCUUUUGACACCUCCAAGAGUGGAGCUCAGGAGAUCACUGUCAGAGGCUCGGAGAGUAGUUACUGCUUUGAUGGCUUGACCCCUGACACUCUCUACAACUCCACAGUGUAUGCCCAAACCCCCAACCUGGAGGGACCUGGAGUCAGCGUAAAGGAGAGAACAUUGGUCAAACCCACAGAGGUGCCAACCGAGCCUCCCACCCCCCCUGCUCCAGCAACAGUCCCCCCUGCGCUAGAUGUGUGCAAAGGUGCCAAGGCAGACCUGGUCUUCCUCAUUGAUGGUUCCUGGAGUAUUGGAGAUGAGAGCUUCAACAAGGUCAUCCAGUUUGUCACAAGCAUGACUGGAGCCUUUGAUGUCAUCAGCCCUAGCGGCAUGCAGGUUUCAUUUGUGCAGUACAGUGAUGACGCCAAGACUGAGUUCAAGCUGAACACCUACCAUGACAAGGGCAUAGUGUUAUCAGCUUUGCAGACUGUGCGCUACAGAGGAGGCAACACCAAGACAGGUGUUUCUCUGAAGCAUGUCUAUGAGAAGGUUUUCACCUCAGACAGUGGCAUGAGGAGGAACGUCCCGAAAGUGCUGGUGGUGGUCACAGAUGGACGCUCCCAGGAUGACGUGAAGAAGAGUGCAGAAAAACUGCAGCAUUCUGGCUACAGUGUGUUUGUGGUUGGAGUGGCUGAUGUGGACAUGACAGAAUUGAGAAUUAUCGGCAGCAAGCCCAGUGAGAGACAUGUGUUUGUGGUAGACGACUAUGACGCUUUUGCCAAGAUCCAGGACAACCUGAUCACCUUCAUCUGUGAAACGGCCACUUCCACUUGUCCUCUGAUCUACAUCAAUGGGUUCACAACACCUGGCUUCAGGAUGCUGGAAGCUUUCAAUAUUACAGACCGAACAUUCGCUGCCAUGAAUGGUGUGUCCAUGGAGCCGGGCUCCUUCAACAGCUACAUUGCCUACAGGCUGCACAAGGAUUCCUUCCUUAACCAGCCCACCAAAGAGAUCCAUCCAGAGGGUCUUCCCCCAUCCUACACCAUCAUCCUGCUCUUCCGCCUGCUGCCCGACACACCUUCUGAACCUUUUGAUAUCUGGCAGAUUGCUGACAAAAACAACAACCCAGAGGUCGGGAUCACCAUCAACCCUUCCAGCAAAACAAUCGCGUUCUACAACAAGGACACCCGAGGAGAGAUCCAGAGAGCCACAUUUAAUGAGGAGCAAGUGAAGCCUGUUUUCCAUGGGAGCUUCCAUAAGCUCCACAUCACCAUCUCUCCAGAGAAAGUCAAGCUCAAUGUGGACUGCCAAGAGGUGGCAGAGAAGCCCAUCAAGGAGGCCAACAACAUCACACUGGAUGGCCUGGAAGUGCUUGGCAAGAUGGUCAAGUCUGGAGGCGGAAAGAGGCAGUCUGCAACAUUCCAGCUCCAGAUGUUCGAUAUUGUCUGCAGCUUGAGCUGGACCAGCCGAGACAGAUGCUGCGACCUGCCCGCCACAAGAGAUGAGGCCAAGUGUCCAUCCCUUCCCCACUCUUGCACAUGCACACAGGACAGCAUUGGCCCUCAGGGGCCUCCUGGACCUUCGGGCAGCCCAGGUUCUAAGGGACCACGAGGAGAUAGAGGAGAACCCGGCAACACUGGUUCAAUGGGUCCACGCGGUGAUCCAGGACUCCCAGGCGCAAUGGGACCACCGGGUCCACAAGGCCCUAAUGGACUGUCUCUACCUGGAGAACCUGGUCGCCCGGGACCAAAGGGAGAUCGCGGAGACCCGGGCCUGUCUGGCCUGCAAGGUUCUCCCGGGCCACGUGGUCCUCUGGGCCCCGUUGGACCAAGCGGAGUGCGGGGGCCACCAGGAAAGGAGGGACCAUCUGGACCCAGAGGCCCAUCAGGGCCCAUGGGAAGCCCCGGAAAUCCAGGUGUACCAGGAAUUACUGGAAAACCAGGGAAACCAGGAGAUCCAGGAAACCCAGGGCCUGUUGGCCUUAAAGGAGAGAAAGGAGAGAGGGGAGACUUUGCAUCCCAGAACAUGAUGCGCUCCAUUGCCAGACAAGUUUGUGAACAGCUUGUGAACAGUCAGAUGAGCAGAAUUGACAUGAUGCUCAACCAGAUUCCUUCUGGAUAUCGCAGCAACACUCCAGGGCCACCUGGCCCUGCUGGCCCUCCUGGCAACCAGGGAUCCCGUGGAGAGCCUGGACAACCUGGUCGAACUGGUUUCCCUGGAAACCCAGGUUUACCUGGAAGUCAAGGAGAGAGAGGUUUGCCAGGAGAGAAGGGAGAGAGAGGAUCUCAAGGAACUAGUAUGAGAGGACAAAGAGGCCCAAGUGGGCCACCAGGGCCACCAGGAGAGUCAAGAACGGGACCUCCAGGUCCUUCUGGCUCUGCUGGGCCUCGUGGCCCACCAGGUCGCCAAGGUACUCCCGGGGUGAGGGGACCACCAGGACCCCCUGGAUAUUGCGACUCCUCUCAGUGUGUUGGCAUUCCUUAUAAUGGACAAGGAUACACAGGUUUGGCAUAGUAAACGUUCUAAGUGACCUGUGCCGCUUACACUUUGAAGUCCUGUUUCUGAGAUUGCCCAUUUGCUAUGGGGCAUGUAAGGAUAAUCACCAUGGACAUAAUUAUUGAACAUUAACAACAAACAUUACGAAAGCCAAAAAACAGAACGGAGUGGACUGGCACUAACAUCAUCUCACAGCUACAAGCUACAGUGAUGGCAACCUGCUGGCCUGUUUGCAUCUUAAACCACAAACCGUUGGGGGAAAAAAAAAACAGAGACUGUGCAUUUCUACGAAGGAAGGAGCAUGUACAAAUACCACCCAAAACAACUACUAACAAAGAGGAUUUCAUAACUGAAAGCAAUGUUAAUGUGGAGGUGAUGUGUAAAUAAAACUAAUUUUUGUGCCUUGUAAAUGAUUGUAUGAACCAGGACAUUUCACUAAAAAUCAAGUUAACAUCUGUAUUGAGCUUGUGCCUCAUAACCCUCUGCUUACUUACCACCAGCAUAACCUCUGUUUAUGACGCCUCAAGUGACUUAAACAGCUCUGGUCCAGACUGAAGCAUGUUCCACUUGUACUUUUAAUCAUCAUGUUCUUUGUGUACGUUGGCUAAAUGUUGCUCUCUUGCCAUUUCCAUGUGUCCUUUGUAGUAUCAGCUGGUUAUUUUACUACGUCUUAUUAUCCAAUUGCUUGUAAAUGUCAUCACAGCAUUUGAAACUGUUUUUUAUUUAGCUUUUUUGGUACUUUAGGAAGCAGUAGUUUGACACAGAACAUUUUUUGGAAUUCCAAUGUGCAAUAUAAUUUGAAUUGUGCAUGUGAAAAGUUAUAGAAGGAAUCCUUUUUUUGAUUGGCCGUCCCGAAUAUUUUUCUAGCCAACCGCUACCAGCCUGAACCUGAGGUAGAGUCUAUACCUGUGGAGCCAGCUGGAGAGUUUGAGACAAUACAAUCACCCGGUUACUCACGAAACCAACGAGGAAAGAGGUCACUACCACAAGAAAAUACAGAAGCACUAGCAUCAUAGCUACAAUGAGCAGUUCUCAGAAAGUGUAAUAUUGAAAUAGCAUCCAUGAUCACUUAUGUAAAGUGAUUUUCAGAACAAAAUUAGUACUUAUAUGGGUUUGAUACCCCCUGGCUAUAUUGAAAAUAUAUAUUUUUCUGACAUGAGAAAGUUUAGCAAGAUGAAUACAAACCUACAUGUUCGUUCAUUACAAACCUGUGUGCUUGCUAAGUGUUCCCUUUAAGUGUCUGCUUGUAACAUAACUGCAAGUGUUUAUCGGACUCCAAUGUGUAAUGCACUAAUCAUGUGAAAACCAGCAAGUAUGUCGAAGGAAGUACAGUAUGUAUGUUUUUGAACACUUUCAGACUAUGUCAAACUUCAGUAUGUAAAGCUGUUUCAGAUACUCUAACGGAAAAAAAGACAAUUAAUUCGAUCUCCAAAGAUUUGUUCAUUGUGAUGUUUUCUUAGGCCUGUAAACCAAAUGAUUAUCUGACUUAUUGUAACAAACCAAACUUUUUUUUUUGUUACCAAAGGUGGAAUUGCAUGUUUGUGUUGUAUAUUUACUGAGGAUUUCUAAGUCAGAAUAUAGUUGUUGUUUUCUAUCUAUGCAGUUUGGAUUUGGUUGCAAGACUAUGGACAUAGAAUUGCUUUUCUCAUGUUUUAACUGCACAUUUUGUGAAUUCCACACAGCCUUAUUUUCUUAUUUAUUUCUGAAACAGAAGAGGCAUUUUUCAAUAAAACUACUGAAAAUGUA